GGAGAUAAAGAUAAAGAUAAAAGAGAGAAGAGAAGAGAAAUGUCGGCAGAUAACCCAAACCCAGUUGUUUAUAAUGUUCACUCUGGAAGUAUCAAUGAUAACUCAUUGAUGUAUAGUGAGAGAUUCACAGAGGACGAAGAUACAUUGGACGAGUUUGAUGUUUAUGAGAUAUUCGACUUGGUCAGAGAGAUCAAUGAUCCCGAGCAUCCAUUGACAUUGGAGCAACUCAAUGUCGUUAGACAUGAGAACAUCUCUAUCGACACUGAAAAGAACCUCAUUAGACUAUACUUUACGCCAACCGUACCUCAUUGCUCGAUGGCCAAUCUAAUUGGGCUCUCAAUCAAAGAGAAACUCGUUCGUUCAUUGCCUCGUCGUUUCAAAGUAGAUGUUAAAGUUACUCCAGGAAGUCAUUCAUCAGAGCAAUCAGUCAACAAACAAUUAAAUGACAAGGAAAGAGUUUCAGCAGCAUUGGACGCAAGUUCAUCAAUUCUUAAUGUUGUCAACGAGUGCAUCAAGCUUCAG
Messenger RNA from Acytostelium subglobosum LB1, 522 nucleotides. RefSeq lists its product as hypothetical. The transcript is spliced from 2 exons. The annotation marks the transcript as partial. The record is from RefSeq and is a predicted model, not a curated record. NCBI's taxonomy places the organism in Eukaryota, Evosea, Eumycetozoa, Acytosteliales, Acytosteliaceae. Gene Ontology annotation, biological process: iron-sulfur cluster assembly.